Messenger RNA from Colletotrichum fioriniae, 1452 nucleotides. RefSeq lists its product as uncharacterized. Gene Ontology annotation, molecular function: monooxygenase activity; oxidoreductase activity, acting on paired donors, with incorporation or reduction of molecular oxygen; heme binding. Lineage: Eukaryota; Fungi; Ascomycota; Sordariomycetes; Glomerellales; Glomerellaceae. The record is from RefSeq and is a predicted model, not a curated record.
AUGUCAUCCAAUUUCUCGUUCGAACUGGGCGGGGCGCCGUACACCAUCCCUUCGCCCACAGAGAAGCCCAUCGCCUAUGUCGCCACCAUCGUCCUCUUCGUCAUUCUGGCAUACGCCCUCGGCGACCAUGGCGCCAAGCUGCCCGAGAUCAACCCACUCAAGCCAUUUGAGUUCUCCAACUCGCGCCGCAUCCUUGAAUUCUUCCAAACGAGCAAGGAGCUCAUGCUCAAGGGCAGAGCCAAGUUUGGCGACAGCCCGUACAAGCUCAUGACGGAAUGGGGCAGUGUUCUGGUUUUGCCCCCUGACUUUAUCCACGAGCUUCGUAGUGAUCCCAACUUGGCUUUUGAGGAGCCUGCCAAAGAUCCCCUUUCCGAAGAGUCGACACUCGUCCUCCGCCAUGUCCUCACUGAUUCGACUGAAUGGCACAAGAUAAGCCCCCAGCAAGACAUCAUGCGCAUUGUCUCUCGCCUCUCCUCCCGCGUCUUCGCCGGCGAAGACCUCUGCCGCGACGACGAAUGGGUCUGCGUCUCGUCAGAGUACACUGCGGCUGCCUUUGGCGUAGGCUACGAAGUCGGCCAGUGGCCCCGCUGGUCCCGCCCAAUCGUCCACUGGUUCCUCCCCUCGUGCUGGCGCGUCCGCGCUCUCCUCGCCGAGUGCCGCAAGACCCUCCAGCCGCAUGUGGAGCGCCGCGAACAGCGCAAGGCCGAGGCCCUGGCCGCCGGCAAAACGGGCGCCGUCUUUGACGAUGCUAUUGAGUGGUUCGAGAAGGAGUCCUCGCGCAAGCCUGACCCUGCUACGCAGCAGAUUUCCCUCUCGCUCGUCGCGAUUCAUACUACGACCGACUUGCUCACGCAGACUAUGAUUGAUUUGGCGGAGCACCCUGAGCUGGUUCAGCCUCUGCGCGAUGAGCUCGUCCGUGUGCUCAGUGCAGAAGGGUUGAAGAAGACGGCGCUGUAUAACCUCAAGCUCAUGGACAGCGUCAUCAAGGAGUCGCAGCGCAUGAAGCCCGUCCUGCUCUCCACCUGGCGCCGCCUCGUCAAGAAAGACGUAACCCUCUCCAACGGCUUCGUCCUCCGCAAGGGCCAAAAGAUCAUCGCCACAAACACCCACAUGUGGGACGCAAACUACUACGAGAACCCGGCCACCUACGACGGCUACCGCUUCCUCAACAUGCGCGGCACCGACGAGGAGAAGAACGCGCACCUCGUCAGUACCAGCGCCAAGCACCCCGGCUUCGGCCACGGUCAGCACGCUUGCCCCGGUCGCUUCUUCGCCGCCAAUGAGGUCAAGAUUGCGCUGGCGCAUUUGCUGCUCAAGUACGACUGGAAGUUCCCCGAUGGGUUCAAGCCGCAGACCAUGCCGCAUGGCAUGGUGCUGUUGCCGGAUCCUUCUGCGACGUUGUUGAUUCGUAGGAGGAAGGAGGAGCUUGAUCUGGACUCGUUGGAGUGUUGA